This is a messenger RNA of Triticum aestivum (bread wheat), 1143 nucleotides long. RefSeq names its product putative serine/threonine-protein kinase. The transcript has 7 exons. The record is from RefSeq and is a predicted model, not a curated record. NCBI's taxonomy places the organism in Eukaryota, Viridiplantae, Streptophyta, Magnoliopsida, Poales, Poaceae. Gene Ontology annotation, biological process: protein phosphorylation. Gene Ontology annotation, molecular function: ATP binding; protein kinase activity. Bases 1 to 1143 code for a protein of 380 amino acids.
AUGGCUGAUGCUUCCGUCGCUCUCUUGGACGUCCCCCUUGCCAUCGGCAACUCCAACAUCCAUGAUCCAGCGGAGGAAGGAUCUAGCAUGCUCGACGCCGCGGCCAUGCCGCCGCUAUAUCCAUUGCUUGGAAAGGAGCGGCAUUUUGAUGUAGGAAUGAUUAUAAAAACGGCUACACAAGAUUUCUCAAAUAAUAUUGGAGAUGGAGGAUAUAGCAUUGUCUACAAGGGGCAGCUACCCGAUGGUACAGUGAUUGCUGCAAAAUGUUUCAAAGAGUCUCGUCUUACUGAUAAAGGCAGGGGAGAUUUCUUAAGAGAAGUGAAAGUGAUGUCAACGCGCACACAUGUCAAUCUUGCGAAGCUCCUCUAUUAUUGCCAGGAAGGAGUUAAAUGGAUACUAGUCUACGAGUGGAUGGAGAACUCAAGUUUGGAUCGCCAUAUGUUUGGUACUCAAGAAAACAGGUCCCACUCCUCACUGAAUUGGGCGCAAAAGCUGGAAAUAAUUCGUGGGGUCGCUGUAGGUGUUGAAUUCCUUCACAGCAAGCAAGUCAUUCACAGGGAUCUAAAACCUGGCAAUAUACUUUUGGAUGGUUCGUGGAAUCCCAAAGUAGCCGACUUUGCCACUGCCAAGCUGUUCAUCGACGAGCAGACGGAUCCAACAUUAGUACUUACACCGGGAUAUGUCGCUCCAGAGUAUAUAGGGGAAGGGGCCCUGACAUACAAGUGUGAUGUAUAUAGCUUCGGAGUCGUCUUGCUGCAGAUCGUAAGUGGCAAAAGGAGAGCAGACACGCCAAGGUUCCUUCUACCUACCUAUCAAUUGUGGAAGGAAGGUAAGAGCUGGGAGCUUCUUGCUCAGGAAGUGGCUGAACCUAGAGCUAGAGGCGAGGUCUUAUUCUGGCUAGCCAGAUGCAUCCAGAUUGGUCUUCUCUGCGUGCAGCAUUCUCCCGGGGACAGGCCUGACAUGUCUGAAGUUGUGACAAUGCUAACCAACACCAGCUCACAGGUCGAUACGCCACUGGAACCAACACCGAACAGUGGAGCAGUACCCGGCGCACAACCUGGACCGAGCCGGACCUUUGUACCAUGGCUAUUUUGUUCCUGUGGACGCGACUCCGCGAGCCCAGGCACGGAAGCUACGGUGUAG